This is a messenger RNA of Lethenteron reissneri (Far Eastern brook lamprey), 7054 nucleotides long. RefSeq lists its product as uncharacterized. The record is from RefSeq and is a predicted model, not a curated record. Gene Ontology annotation, biological process: proteolysis. Gene Ontology annotation, molecular function: serine-type endopeptidase activity. NCBI's taxonomy places the organism in Eukaryota, Metazoa, Chordata, Hyperoartia, Petromyzontiformes, Petromyzontidae.
GCUCCUGCGGCUGACGAAGGUCUCGUAGAGUGAAAUUCUUGCGCUCUGCUCUAGAAGCAAGGAGCAAGGGGAUAAACCACAACACAUCAGCUUUAAACCACACAAACACAAAACAAUUAGAUAAUACAUCACACACAUAUACACACACAUAUACAUACAAAAAUUGGUUUUGUUUCAGAAGAAGAUCGAUGACAAUUCGAAUUUAGAGCGAAAGGAACAAUGACUCUGGUGGUGGUGGUGGUGGUGGCGGUGUUGGCGCUGCAAAUCGCGAAUGGAGCCGGGAGCAGUGUGGGACGUCAGUUCUUCGGCGCAUUUAUGCAGAACUAUCUGGAGGGAGUCGACGCGCUUGUGGUGGACUUCAUCAGCUACGACAGCAGCGCUCAGGUCACCGUCUCGGUCCCUGCGGAGAACUUCUCGAGCUCCGUCCUCCUGCCUCCUUUCUCCGUCGGCAAUGUAUCCAUCCCGGUAACGGCAGAGAUCGCAGAGAACGGCAUCGUCACCAACAAGGUCGUGUCCGUUCAUUCUGAUAGUGACAUCUCAGUGUGGGGCAUGUCCAAACGAAUUGCAACGACCGAUGGAUUCAUGAUGAUCCCUGAGCAGGAGCUGGGAACAGAAUAUUACGUAGUCGCUCCUGUGUCUGGUGGUUUAACCCUGAACGAAUUCGCGAUAGUCAGUCCCUACAACAACGUGACGGUGCUGAUGAUUUUGAGCAGCAAUGUUAUUUUCAACGGUGUAACGUACUCCAACGAACUGAACAUCACUCUACAAGAGAACCAAGUCGUGCAAUUCCAAGGAUCAUCUCUGACUGGGACCAGGGUACUCUCGAGUCAACCUGUGGCCGUGUUCAGUGGAGAUCAGUGCAUCAAUGUUCACACAGCCUGCAAUUUUGUGACAGAGCAGCUUUUGCCAGUAUCGCAGUGGGGCUCCUCUUACCUGGUCUUCCCCGUGUCCAUCAAGUCAACAGACGACAGCGUCAUAAUCACCUCGCCUACAAGCGCGAGCGUCAUUGUCAAUGUCAGUGUCGCUGGGAAUUUAACAACCUACACGUUGACCAAUUACGAUCGCAUCAGCGUACCUAUAUAUGCAAACCAGAUGUUGUCUAUUAACUCAUCUGUAAACGUAGGAGUCAUGUACAUAUGCCAGGGAGGGUAUCCGGCUCUAGGGGAUUACAUGGACCCGUUCCAGAUGAACAUCAUACCGACCAGCAAGUUCUCUAACAUGUACCUGUUUGCGACUCAACCAGAUUUUACGAACAUUUUAAUCGUGAUCGCCAAGGAUGCAGACAAAUGUGAGAUCGUCAUGAACAACGGGACACUGUGCGAUAAGAUCCAGUGGGUCCGGACAAACGACCUCCUGUUCGUGGCCGGGGAGCUGAACCUGGGAGGUGGGAAUCAGCAGUUCCGUGUGGAACACGCGACUCAGCCGUUCGGGCUCUACCUCUACGGGGUGGCAUACUAUGAUUCAUUUGGCUACGUCCUCAGCUACGGCAACCUAAGAGGGAACGGAGCCGGGAGCAGUGUGGGACGUCAGUUCUUCGGAGCAUUUAUGCAGAACGCCGGGAAUGUAGCCGACGCGCUUGUGGUGGACUUCGUCAGCUACGACAGCAACGCUCAGGUCACCGUCUCGAUCCCCGCGGUGAACUUCUCGCAGGCCAUCCUCCUGCCUCCCUUCUCCGUCGGCAAUGUAUCCAUCCCGGUAACGGCAGAGAUCACAGAGAACGGCAUCGUCACCAACAAGGUCGUGUCCGUUCGUUCUGACAGUGACAUCUCAGUGUGGGGCAUGUCCAAACGAAUUGGAACUACCGAUGGAUUCAUGAUGAUCGCUGAGCAGGAGCUGGGAACAGAAUAUUACGUAGUCGCUCCUGUGUCUGGUUCGGUAAUUAACGAAUUCGCGAUAGUCAGUCCCUACAACAACGUGACGGUGCAGAUGAUUUUGAACAGCAAUGUUAUUUUCAAUGGUGUAACGUACUCCAACGAACUGAACAUCACUCUACAAGACAACCAGGUCGUGCAGUUCCAAGGAUCCUCUCUGACUGGGACCAGGGUACUCUCGAGUCAACCUGUGGCCGUGUACAGUGGAGAUUGGUGCAUGAUUGUCCACACAGGCUGCAAUUUUGUGACAGAGCAGCUAUUGCCAGUUUCGCAGUGGGGCUCCUCUUACCUGGUCUUCCCUGUGUCCAUCAAGUCAACAAACGACAGCGUCAUAAUCACCUCGCCUACAAGCGCGAGCGUCAGUGUCAAUGUCAGUGUCGCUGGGAAUUUAACAACCUACACGUUGACCAAUUACGGUCGCAUCAGCGUACCUGUAUAUGCAAACCAGACUUUGUCUAUUAACUCGUCUGUAAGCGUAGGGGUCAUGUACAUAUGCCAGGGUGGGUCUACAACUCUAUGGUAUUCCAUGGACCCGUUCCAGAUGAACAUCAUACCGACCAGCAAGUUCUCUAACAUGUACCUGUUUGCGACUCAACCAGAUUUUAUAAACAUGUUAAUCGUGAUCGCCAAGGAUGCAGACAAAUGUGGGAUCGUCAUGAACAACGAGCCACUGUGCAAUAAGAUCCAGUGGGUCCGGACAAACGACCUCCAGUUCGUGGCCGGGGAGCUGAACCUGGGACUUGGGAAUCAGCAGUUCCAGGUGGAACACGCGACUCAGCCUUUUGGGCUCUACCUCUACGGGGUGGGAGACUAUGAUUCAUUUGGCUACGUCCUCAGCUACGGCAACCUAAGAGGCGGCGUCUGUCGCGUUAACCUCGCCAACGCGAGCGGCACCAUCCAGUUCGCCGAUUUACUCGCGAGACCCAACGUCGGCGACUGCCUCUGGACCAUCACCGGCGCCGUGGGGACGGCCGUUAUCCUUCGCUUCCAGACGUUCAGUCUGCAGACGGGCGCCGAGGUCGUCUACGUCUACGACGGGCCGUCCGUGGACUCGCCGCUCCUGGGGAAGUACGACCGCGAUGGCGUCCCCGCUCCCAUCAUCUCGUCCUCCAACACCUUGUCCGUAAGGGCGACGUACGACACGAGAGGAAUCGCCGGCAACUUCAGCGCGUUUUACAGGGUGGGGUCACCGUGCAGGGAGACGCUCGUUGGAAGCCAGGGAUCGCUGUCGUUGUCCAACUUCUCCGCGGCCGGUGAGAGGAGCGCCCUGUGCCGAUGGACCGUCCAGGUGGACCCCAGAUACGAGGUCAAGCUGAGCUUCCAGCAGUUCAAUUUGUCUUCCGACCCCGACUGCGUGGACGAGUCGCUGACCGUCUACGACGACAACGGCGACUCGCUUGGCGCGUUCUGCGGCGGCGUUGUGAGACCGCCCAGCUUGCGCUCGUCCUCUAACAGACUCCACCUCGUGCUCGACUCUCUUCGGGGCCUUCAAGGGAACGGAGUCGUCGUGAACUUUGAAACGAUUAAUCCGAUUAACGUCUCGAAAAGCUGCGGCGUCGCCAACGCGUCCGUCCUGAGCGCCUGGCCCUGGCAGGUGACCGUCACGAGGCAGACGGACCAGCUGCAGUGCCUCGGCUCCCUCCUGUCCGACUCGUGGGUCGUGACCGCGGCGAGCUGCUUGCUGGAGAGCCCCGGCAACUACAGCUGGAGCUGCACCAUGGCCUCCGGCGAGCGUCUGGACGUGACGGCCAUCUUGGUCGACCCCAAGUUCUCCGCGGUGACCGGAGCCCACGACGUCGCCAUGCUGCGGCUCGGCUGGCGGGCGACGUUGGGGCCGUCCGUGCAGGCGGUGUGCCUGCCCUCGCGACACGAGCAGAGCCCCCCGCUGGGACGCAGCUGCCAGGCGCUGGGCUUGCGGCGCAGCGACGGCUCUGUGUCGGCCCCCGCCACUGAGGGCAACGUGCGCCUGGUGAACGAGUCGCUGUGCACGCAGGCGUGGGGCAACUUUAGCCGCGGCAUGAAGAUGUGUGCAGCCAAGCGUCAGGGUUGGGCCAGUAGCUGUCAGCUGGGCCAGGGCGGUGGCGUCUUCUGCCUGGGCACGGACAGGAGAUGGUACCUGACGGGCAUCGACAGCCGCCGUGCCGACUGCGCAAACGCCACCCAGCCGGCCGCCUACGGGCGCGUGUGGAAAUCCCUCGCCUGGAUCGAGGGGAACCUCCCUUACUGACGACGCAGACGUGCCUCUGGUUCUGCUCCCAGCCAGAUAGCCGGAUAGCCAGAUAACCAGAUAGCCAGAUAACCAGAUAACCAGAUAACCAGAUAACCAGAUAGCUGGCUAGGCAACUAGCCAGCCGGGCAGGCAAAUAGCCAGAUAUCCAGACAGCAAGCUAGGAAGAUACCUACCUAGCUAUCUAUAUAGCAAGAUAGCCAGCCCACUAGCUGGCUAGCCUGCCAGGAAGCUGUCUAACCAGAUAGUCAGUCAGCUAGCCAGACAGCCACCCAGCUAACUAUCUAGCCAGAUAGCAAGUCAGCUAAAUAGCAAGCCAGCCAGCCAGCUACAAUAUCGAGAUAGCAAGCACGCGAGCUGGCUAGCCAGAUAGACGGCUAACAAGCCACCCAGCCAGAUAGAUUGAUAUCCAGCCAGCCCGAUAGAUUGAUAGCCAGCCAGCCAGAUAGAUAUAUAGCUUGCCAGCCUGCUAACUAUCUAGCCAGAUAGCCAGGCAGAUAGCCAGCCAGCUAGAUGUUAAUCAGAUAGUCAGCAAGCCACCCAGCCAGUUUGCUAUCCAACCAGAGAGCCAGCCAGCUUGAUCGCCAGCUCGCCGGCGAGCCAGUCAGCCAGCCAGCUAAAUAUAUAACUAGUUAUCUAGCGAACCAGCUCACUAUCUAGCCAGAUAGGCAACUAGCCUUUUAGCCAGCCAGCCCAGCCAGCUUCCUAGCCAGCUACCUAGCCAGAUAGCCAGUCAGCUAAAUAGAUAAUUAGUUAGCCAGCUAACCAUCCAGCUACCUAGCCAGAUAGGCAACUAGCCUUUUAGCCAGCCAGCCCAGCCAGCUUCCUAGCCAGCUACCUAGCCAGAUAGCCAGUCAGCUAAAUAGAUAAUUAGUUAGCUAGCUAACCAUCCAGCUACCUAGCCAGAUAGGCAACUAGCCUUUUAGCCAGCCAGCCCAGCCAGCUUCCUAGCCAGCUACCUAGCCAGAUAGCCAGUCAGCUAAAUAGAUAACUAGUUAGCUAGCUAACCAGCUCGCUAUCUAGCCAGAUAGGCAACUGGCCUUUUAGCCAGCCAGCCCAGCCAGCUUCCUAGCCAGCUACCUAGCGAGAUAGCCGGUCAGCUAAAUAGAUAACUAGUUAGCUAGCUAACCAGCUCGCUAUCUAGCCAGAUAGGCAACUGGCCAGCUAGCCAGCCCAGCCAGCUUCCUAGACAGAUAGCCAGCCAGCUAGCGAACGAGCCAGAUAUCCAGCCAGUCAUCCAGCUAACCAGAUCGCCAGCUAGCUAGCUAGCCAAGUAGCUAGUCAGAUAGACAACCAGCUACCUAGCGAGAUAGACAGCCAGCGAGAUAGUCAGAUAGCUACGACCAGGCCUACAGCUACCGCGAUCGCUCUCGCUCUUGAGAGGGAAGAAUGAAAGAAGGGAUGACCAUGAAUGAAAAGUAUAUUUUUCUUUCAGUUACCAUUUUACUAUAAAAUAUACAACUAGCUGUACUAACGCGGCUUUCGCCCAGGACUUGGAUUCACCACACCUGGCCGCCUUUGUCCCCCCCCCGCCAGUGGCGAUGUUCACACACCACAGCAGUUACUCGUUUGAGGCUGAGUCGACCUAGGGGAGGUCCGGUUAAAAUAAUCGUCAGCGGUGGUGGCCAUGAGCGGGAAUCGAACGCGGGUAGCCGGGUUCGUAGCGCGGCGUAGCGCUAUCCGCUACACUACACGUGCGCGGGUCACGUGACAGAUGUGACAUCACAGCUCACUUGCCGUGCACAAAAUCUCUGCAUUAUUGAGCUCCUCCCCCCCCCCAAAAAAGUGUAUUUUUAAAUCCUUUAUAUUAAGUUCGCUUGCUUGCUUGCGUGCUUGCUUGCUUACGACCGUGUAAAUCUUUCGGUCGUUUUUUAACCCACUUCCCGUGAUCCAAUCGAGUUGAUAUUUUCCACACAGACUCGUUGUGCGAGACAAUUAAUGUUCGUGAAAAAAAUUCCCAAAAUUGUACACUUUUUAGGCAAAAAAAAUGAUUUUACAUAUAUUCAAAUAGAACUAAUUCAUGGCUUUGGCUGAACGUAACAGUGUAAGAGCCCAGAGCGUAACCCCUCCACAGGCCGUGGCGGAGUAGCGCAGUUGGUAGUGCCCUCGCUUCCCAUGCCAAAGGUCGCGGGAUCGAUCCCCGCGUCCUCCACAGGCGAAUAUAUUUUUAAAUUCUUUAUAUUAAGUUCGCUGCCACGCAUAUAAAGGAUUUAUAGUGAAAAACUUUGUUUUUACGGGUUGUACUUAUUAUAAUGUUUGCAUGGUGUACAGUCUCUAAAGUACCCACACGGCAAAUUUCCAGUUUGUUGCAUGUCGGGAAGUACGCAAAACAUUUUGUAACAGACACACAUAAUCACAACUUUGCCUUUUAUAUAUAUGGAGAUGUGUAUUUUUUAAUAUAUAGAAUGUCUAUAUAUAUAAUAUAUUAUAAAUCUUCUUCUUUGCCUUAACGGGAAUCGUUUUGUGGAUCGAGUUAAAUCUCCAAUUUCCGUUCGAUUCUUCGUGCUUCCAUCUUGGCUUUUGUGGCACUGACGUCACUCACGAGCGAUGACGCUCGCUGACGUCACGGAUGGCGGUGACACGGUGUUGGUGAUUUGUGUGGAGUGGUUUUUUCGCGGUGUAAAUUUUGUGUCCAAUUUGUUGUUGUUGUUGUUUUUAUUUUGGCGACACGACAAUAAAUGGUUGCGGAUUUUGGUGACGGACAGACAAAGCUCCCCCAGGUAGCCUCUAGCAGGGCUGUAGGGGCAAGUGCUGCUAGUAGCGAGUAGCUCCACCUAUGAUGUACACAGACAAAGCUCCCCCAGGUAGCCUCUAGCAGGGCUGUAGGGGCAAGUGCUGCUAGUAGCGAGUAGCACCACCUAUGAUGCACACACAGACAAAGCUCCCCCAGGUAGCCUCUAGCAGGGCUGUAGGGGCAAGUGCUGCUAGAAGCGAGCAUCACCACCUAUGAUGCACA